Ooceraea biroi (clonal raider ant) is the source of this 609-nucleotide messenger RNA. It is a transcript of the gene RpL27A, whose product is annotated as ribosomal protein L27A. Gene Ontology annotation, cellular component: ribosome; cytosolic large ribosomal subunit. Gene Ontology annotation, molecular function: structural constituent of ribosome. Gene Ontology annotation, biological process: translation. NCBI's taxonomy places the organism in Eukaryota, Metazoa, Arthropoda, Insecta, Hymenoptera, Formicidae. The record is from RefSeq and is a predicted model, not a curated record.
CAUUCCUUUCCCAUAAUGGCAACCCACAAGAAGAAGACUAGGAAGUUACGUGGACACGUGAGUCACGGCCACGGCCGUAUCGGCAAGCAUAGGAAACACCCGGGCGGUCGCGGUAACGCCGGUGGCUUGCACCACCACCGAAUAAACUUCGACAAAUACCAUCCUGGGUACUUUGGUAAGCUUGGAAUGAGAAAUUUUCACUUGAGGCGUAACACGAAGUGGUGCCCCACAAUUAAUCUAGACAAAUUGUGGACUCUGGUUUCUGAGCAAACGAGGUUAAAGUACAAAGAUGUUGAAGGCAAAGCCCCCGUAAUCGAUCUUGUAAAAGCGGGAUACUACAAACUCCUUGGAAAAGGAAGAUUGCCCAAGCAACCGGUCAUCGUAAAGGCUAAAUUCUUCAGCAAGCAGGCGGAAGAUAAGAUCAAGGCAGUCGGUGGUGCGUGCGUCCUGUGCGCGUAAAAAUCGGGGUAAUAUCGUCUACCUUUCCAAGUGUGACAUCGAACAUGGGAUUGGCAUUUAUACAUUUUUUCGUGGAAAAUGUAAUGAAAAGUCAGUAAUCGAUCGAAAGGAAGGAUGUAUUCCAAAAACAUAAUAAACAGUUUUUUAAAU